Anolis carolinensis (green anole) is the source of this 3965-nucleotide messenger RNA. It is a transcript of the gene slc8b1, whose product is annotated as solute carrier family 8 member B1. The transcript has 16 exons. Gene Ontology annotation, cellular component: membrane. Lineage: Eukaryota; Metazoa; Chordata; Lepidosauria; Squamata; Anolidae. The coding region runs from base 310 to 2070 and encodes 586 amino acids. The record is from RefSeq and is a predicted model, not a curated record. Gene Ontology annotation, biological process: intracellular calcium ion homeostasis; calcium export from the mitochondrion. Gene Ontology annotation, molecular function: calcium:sodium antiporter activity.
CCAGAGCAGGGGUGGGGCUAAGGACCGGCUAAAGGCAACGGGAGGCGAGAGCGUGAGUCCAGUUGUGGGAGUUGUCGCUUUCUCCGUCAAUGCUCCGGCUCUCGACAAAGGGAAGGAGCCUUUUCCACCUUUCUGCCAGGCAAGCUUCACUUCUCCAUUUCCACCAACGGUUUGCAUUUGUGAAAUAUCCUGGUGGUUAGAGCCCAGGGCUUGACUUCGUCUCCCUUUUCUCCGCUUGCUUCCGAGACAGAUGAUGCCGUGAUGUGCAGAAGUUUGAAGUAGGCAGUGGUUCCUUUUAGAUUUGGCAUCAUGCAAACUGUCUGGGUCGUUGCUGUGGCCUGGAUGCUCUUUGGAGAGGCCAACGCUCGAGGAUCUCCUUUGGGAUCUCAGGAUGCCGAGGGCUCGGUGCCUCUUCCCUUGGACAGCAGAGGGCAGGCCAUCAGGGUCCUGGACCCGGGUCCACACGUGGAUUGCAGAGAGGUGAAGAAGCAGAACAGCUCUGGGCGCUGCUCCUUCAUCAAGACCAACCCGGACUGUCAGAUGGAAGGCGGGUUCCUCAACUACCUCAACGGCGUCUUCUGCGUCUUCCCAGCUUCCCUGCAGCCUCUGGCCAUCACCCUUUAUGCGCUGUGGCUCCUUUACCUCUUUGUGAUCCUUGGUGUCACCGCGGAGAAAUUCUUCUGUCCCAAUUUGUCUGCCAUCUCCACCAAGCUGAAGUUGUCCCACAACGUGGCAGGUGUCACCUUUCUGGCCUUUGGGAAUGGGGCACCAGACGUCUUCAGUGCCGUGGUGGCGUUCUCGGACCCCCGGACCGCCGGUCUAGCCAUUGGCGCACUCUUCGGUGCCGGCAUCUUUGUCACCACGAUCGUGGCGGGCGGCAUAGCCCUGGUCCGGCCCUUCACAGCAGCCUCCAGGCCAUUCCUCAGGGAUGCCGUCUUCUAUAUGGUGGCGGUCUUCUUGACCUUCGUGGCACUCUAUUUCGAGGAGGUCACCUUGGGAGAAGCCUUGAGUUACCUUGGGCUGUACAUCUUCUACGUCUUGACAGUGGUGGUGUCCACGUGGCUUCACAAGAGGCAGCGCAGAGAGAGGCUGGCCCCGCCUAGCCCUGCAGAGCCAGCAGAGCAUCCGACAGACUCCGAAGAUGGGGAUGCCUCAAGCAUCAAUGGAGGGGACUAUGGUGAAGAAUACCAGGCCCUGCUGCCUUCCGAGGAAAGUACAUUCCAGGUCCUGAUCCGCUCCAUCAACCCCCUGGACUACAGGAAGUGGAGGAGGAAGCCCUGUUACUGGAGGCUGAUCAAGGCCUGCAAGUUGCCGAUUGAGUUUGUGCUGCGCCUUAUGGUCCCCAUCGUGGACCCCGACAGGGAAGAUCAGAACUGGACCCGGCCCUUGAACUGCCUCCACCUGAUCACGGGCCCCGUCUUCUGCGUCCUCACGUUGAAGUCUGGCGUGUAUGGACUUUACAAGAUCCAGGGCAUCUUCCCGGUGUGGGGCGUGGUGUUGCUGGCAGGGGCUGCCAUGGCGCUGGUCAUCUUUGUCACCACAAAGAACGAAGUGCCACCAAAAUACCACUGGCUUUUUGCCUUCCUGGGCUUUCUGGUCAGCGCCCUGUGGAUCAACACUACGGCCACCGAGGUGGUGAACAUCUUGCGGACGUUGGGCAUCGUCUUCCACCUCAGCAACACCGUUCUGGGCCUGACGCUGCUGGCCUGGGGAAACAGCAUCGGGGAUAUGUUUUCGGACCUCACCAUGGCGCGGCAGGGUUACCCCCGCAUGGCCUUCUCCGCCUGCUUCGGAGGCAUCAUCUUCAAUAUGCUUGUCGGAGUGGGACUCGGGUGCCUUCUGCAGAUGACAAGCAGCAAAUCAGUCGUCAGGUUGGAAUCGGAAGGCCUGCUGGUGUGGAUCUUGGCCGGCGCGCUAGGCCUGAGCCUGGUCUUCUCGUUCCUCUCGGUCCCCGCUCAGUGUUUCCGUCUGGGCCGGGAGUACGGCUGCUGCCUCAUCCUCUACUACCUGGUGUUCCUGACCGUGGCCCUGCUGACAGAGUUCCGAGUGAUCCGGCUUUCCACUUACUGACGCAGGAGACUGUCGGCAUCGGGAUUGGGUCGUUUACCCUCGGAAAGGCAUGGCUGCUGGCGAGCCCCGGUCAGCGUGGUGGUCGACUGUCAUCGUGGCUGCUGCUCUCUGACUUCAAGGAGAGCCCUGGACAAGAAGUGUGGAUGUCUCUGAAGGCAGGAUGUUCCCGGUUCCUUGCGAGUCUGGGAUUUUUGCACCAAAUUGGGCCUUGGGAAACUAACUCCCCAUCCCCAGCUAGUAUUAUAUUUUUGAAGGACUUGGCAUUGUUUAGGUUUGGAACAGGGGAAAGUCUUUUAAAAUGUUUUUAUAAUGAUUUUUUUUCUUACCAGAAGCAGGAUUCUUAUCCUGCCUUAGCUGGCGCUUGAAUGUCAAAGUUGCAAAGGCAUCUCCAGGCUGCCUUUGGUAACUACUUCAGAGUGUCGUUUGACCAAGAAGUGGCACGUACAAGCGAGACCGGCCCCAUUGAAUCUGUGGGAUUUACCAAUGUGUUAAUUCAUCAUUCAACAGUUGAUUCAGCAAGGGAUCCCAUUCUAGUUGGGUGGGUGACAUAAGCCAUGUCAGGCUAUGAGAUGUAUAUUUUCUUCUCCUGAAGUCAUGUGCAUGUUUUCCAUAGCUUUCACUUUUUUUUUUUAAAUCACGUAAUUUAAUGUGUGCCUUCAGAUGUAACUUCCCCCUUGACCAAUGUGGAUGAUGUGUACUUUCCAAUCAUAGACAUAGCAGCUACUCCUGUUUUUUUUAAAUAGGCACAGUAUCGCGUGCCUAUCGUUUCUCCGAAAGUCAGCAAUCCGUGACUUUAUCAAACCUCACAAAAGGAUUUUCCAUCUUUUGGUAGGAAUGCGUUAAUUCCAUGGACUUUUCCUGGAGAAGUGGAAAACUCUUACUGAUGUCACUUUUAAAAAAAUGCUAACAUGGUGAGGUUUUUAAAAAGAGAACAUCUGUGAAAACUUUAGGAAGGGAAAAGGGGAUGUUAAACCCCAAGGGGUUGAGAAUAUUUAGAACUCUGAACCGAAGUCCCCACAAAUGUGAAGAGACGGCUGGAGGACAACUCCAUGUUUGAAGGCCAAUUUUUUUAUUUUUUUGGGAAGGAUGAAGGCUGGCAAGUGACACCUCUAGGAGGGUCCGAUGUCUCUGUUUAAAUGCUACUUUCCUACUAGCAGCCUAAUGCCUUGGUUAGGCCCCAGUGUGUAUUUUGAAGAAUAGGACCUGAAGUUCUCCUGAAUGUUCUCUUCCAAAGUGAUAAACUACUAUCUGAAAGAACAAAGAGCUGGUGAACUGGUGUGAAAAGCAACUGGCUUUGAAUUGGUCGGUGAAAGUCUGUUGUUUUUUUUAAGAGUAGGAGAUCUGCAUGAGAAUGUAUGUAUAUCUUUUGGACAUGUCUCGUCUGUCACAAUCUACCUCAGAAGAAAAAAUGAGAGCAGUCACUUGCUUAAAAGCCCUUCUUAUGGGAGGGACGGAAGCUGCUUCAGGGCUAAGUUUUAAGAUGCUGUGGGUUUUUAUGGAUUGGUAGAGGCAACCAAUGCUUUUCCAUUCCCUCCUUGAGGAAAAGAACUGCUCUCUAAGAACAUUUUCAUGUUGGGCAAUUUACAGAGUGGAGCGAUUACGGUUCUUAACUAGCCCAGAGUUUUUACAACUCACUUAUGGACCACUGUGAGCCGGCUGCAUCAUGCCUUUCGUCUCCUGUAUCUCCAUGAAGGGGAAGAGCAGAGUGGCUCGCAUUUCGGAUGUUACUUCAAUGUUUUCAAAGACCCUCAGAUGUUGUCCGACACUGUACGGAACGGUUGCACUGUAUUUAUGCUGUAUCCCUCAUUUCCUGUUCUGAAAAAAAGCCCUACUCUUUCUCUUGCUCUGAGAACAAAUGUGACAUUUGGUGUGUUAAUAAAGGCAAAAAAUGAAAA